Messenger RNA from Vicia faba (fava bean), 1407 nucleotides. The record is from the annotation of a GenBank genome assembly. Lineage: Eukaryota; Viridiplantae; Streptophyta; Magnoliopsida; Fabales; Fabaceae.
AUGAAUAUGAUGCGUCGUCUCAAGAGCAUUGCUUCGGGGAGGACUUCGAUUUCUUCAGAUCCUGGAGGGGAUUCUAAUUCGAAAAGAGCUAAGUUUGAUCAAGAAACCGAGAAGGUUUUUUCAGGGAGGGGAACAAAUACUUUAAGUAGAAGUGUUCGGGAGCAGCGUGUGGAAGCAUCAAAAGAAGCUACAGUUGGGAGUUCUAAUGUAGCUGCAGUAACGAAGACUGAGAAAUCCGGUUUUGAUGAACUUCCGAAAGAAUUACAUGAGAUGAAAAUUAGAGACGAGAAAAGUACUAACAACAACGAGAAGGAAAUAGAAGCAACUACAGUGAGUGGCAAUGGAACAGAAACAGGUCAAAUUAUUACCACAACUAUUAGUGGCCGAGAUGGACAACCAAAACAGACAAUCUCAUACAUGGCUGAGCGCGUGGUCGGAACUGGCUCUUUCGGUGUUGUUUUUCAGGCUAAGUGCCUUGAAACCGGUGGAGCGGUUGCCAUAAAAAAAGUGUUGCAAGACAAGAGAUAUAAGAACAGGGAACUCCAAGUUAUGCGUAUGGUUGACCAUCCUAAUGUUGUGAAGUUGAAGCACUGUUUCUAUUCAACAACCGAAAAAGAUGAGCUAUACCUUAACCUCGUUUUGGAGUAUGUACCUGAAACUGUUUACAAAGUUUCAAAGAACUAUAGCCGGACGCACCAACAUAUGCCUAUUAUUUACGUUCAGCUGUAUACAUACCAGAUUUUACGGGGAUUAAAUUAUUUACAUGAAGUGAUUGGCGUUUGUCAUCGAGACAUCAAACCACAGAACCUAUUGGUCAAUCAACAGACACAUCAGUUGAAGAUAUGUGAUUUUGGGAGUGCAAAGAUGUUGGUGCCUGGUGAACCCAACAUUUCGUACAUAUGCUCAAGAUAUUAUAGAGCUCCGGAGCUUAUAUUUGGAGCAACUGAAUAUACAACUGCUAUUGAUAUGUGGUCUGCUGGUUGUGUCUUGGCUGAGCUCCUUCUAGGACAGGCAUUGUUUCCGGGAGAGAGUGGAGUUGAUCAGCUGGUGGAGAUCAUUAAGGUCUUGGGAACACCAACCAGAGAAGAAAUAAGGUGCAUGAAUCCAAACUACAAUGAAUUUAAGUUCCCGCAGAUUAAAGCGCACCCGUGGCACAAGCUUUUUCACAAGAGAAUGCCAUCUGAAGCAGUGGAUCUAGUUUCAAGGUUGCUUCAGUAUUCUCCACAUCUGCGUUGCACCGCAUUGGCGGCAUGCGCACACCCGUUCUUCGAUGAUCUGCGAGACCCAAAAGCAAGCCUGCCAAAUGGACAACCUCUACCUCCUUUGUUCAACUUCACACCUCAAGAACUGGUAAAUGUGCCCGACGAUUUGCGUCAACGUCUCAUUCCUGAGCAUGCAAGGAGUUAA